Molecule: messenger RNA, 5008 nt
Organism: Drosophila biarmipes
Lineage: Eukaryota; Metazoa; Arthropoda; Insecta; Diptera; Drosophilidae
Gene: Gyf
Product: GIGYF family protein Gyf
Exons: 9
Coding region: 123-4856 (1577 amino acids)
Molecular function (GO): protein binding
Source: RefSeq, a predicted model, not a curated record
GAACUUUAGUAGUUUUAUUUAUUAUUUUUCUGUUUGUACAGUUAAGUCUGUUGCUAGCAAAAUAUCGGAGAAUGGAAACAAAUUAAAGCGUCACCGUAACAUUGGAAAAGAGGCUACUGAAAAUGACAGAUUCAAUGAAAUUCGGUCCGGAAUGGUUGCGCAAUAUGUCAGCCGAGCCCUCGGGCUCUCCCAGUACUUACAACGUCAGCACUGGAGCCCUAAAUAGUUCGAUUGCAGCGCACAGCCUGGGCCACAACGCGACAGCCUCUUCAUCGCGUAAUUUAUUUCCAGAAUACCGGUACGGUCGCGAGGAAAUGCUUUCCUUGUUCGAUCGGAACUGUAUGCUGCCGCAGAUCCUGCCUUCAUUCAAAAAGCUUUUUGUGGAAAAGGUCCAGUAUCCACUUGCUUUGACACCAAGUUCCGAGGAGGACAACAACCAAAAUGUGCUCGGGAAUAGCUCGCGACCUGCCUGGUUGCAGCGAUCGUCUGGUGGAUUUAGUACUGCCUCUCGGGGCACUGGACGUGGUGGGACAGUCGAUCGGGGCCGAAUACGCGGCAAAUCUGUCUAUCAUCCUAUAUACCAACGCCCAAGUGGUCUUUACGAUGAGGGCUUAUCGGUAAUAUCUAUCAAGGCUGAACGCACUUGGAGUGAACGCAACGGAACUGGUGAUUCUGCCGUGACCAACAUCUCUAGUAGUAGCUCAGGUGUCCUUGACUGGAACGGGACUCCAAGCUCAAGUCCUCGAAAAGACUUCUCAAGUCAUCAUCGCAAUAUGGAGAACUGGCGACGAUCACGGAAUGAAGACGGCUCCGGAGACGGUCCAGUUGGCAUUAGUGGUCCCGACAUUGGUGGUUGGAGAAGCGGUGGUGGCGCAGGAAGUACUAAUACAAGUUUUGGUACCAACAGUCAUCGAUGGGGGAGGUCUACAAGUUGGCGCGAUGAAGAUGUUCACGUCGACAAUCCAAGUACUUUGCAACGUUCAAUUUCAACGGUUGGGACUGUAGGCCCGGAUCGAGAGCGGCCUGGAAACAGUAAAUCAUCCGGAAUAGGAGCUGGAGAGGCAGCCGGCUCAUCCAACCCUUCUGUACGACUGUUAAGCUCGAAGACCUCGCCAUUGUGGGCUGUCAAUAAUGUAGUUGGUAAUGGUGGCGAUGACAAUCUUCCUGAAUGGGCUAUGGAAAAUCCAUCAGAGUUGGGUGGUAGUUUUGAUGCUAGUGGAGCCUUUCAUGGUGAUGCUGAUCCUCAAAAUAACAAAAGUUUAAAAGCCAAAGGUUUUAACUCUGAUCAGAGCUUGUCAAAAUCUAAAAGUGAACCCCUUAAUGAGAAUGAUAGUGUAAACGAUAAAACUUCUGAAGUCUCUUUAACGAAUUUAUCGGCUUCGCAGGAAUUACCCGAAAGCCGUUUGUCUCCAGUAAACUCAACAACAAAAACGGAUGUCAUCCAUGGGGAUAUUUCAGAUCGAAUCAAAGAAGUUGCCGAUGAAGUGGAAAAACUUAUAACAGAAGAUGAUAAUAAACCCUUUACGAAUUCAAACCAACUUCAAAGUGAUAGCGGUCACUUUCCUGCUGCGCUGCCAAGCUUGACAGAUAAUGAGUUGAGCACGACACCGAUUUCUGUGAAUCCUUCUAUAGUGCGACAGCAAGUAGCUACCACCAUGCCUAUACAAAUCGCAACUACAAUUUCAGAAGCAACUCAACCAUCUCAUCAGCAUUCAACUGUUCCGUUUUCAAAUCUGGUUGCUAUGCAGCACCAUAACAUGCAACAUCAGCCACAUUUUUCAAUGGUUCCUACGCCACAUUUGAUCAAUCCAAAUCUCAAUGAAUUAUGGUUUUAUCGGGAUCCCCAGGCAAAUGUACAGGGUCCAUUCAGUGCGAUGGAGAUGACCGAAUGGUACCGUGCUGGGUACUUUAAUGAAAAUUUGUUCGUGCGACGAUUCUCCGAUAAUAGGUUUAGACCCUUGGGCGAGCUUAUAAAAUUUUGCCAUGGGAACAUGCCAUUUACGCACAGCCACCUACUUCCUUCGCCGAUGGACUUGGAGAAUCUUCCUGUUGGUCAAAUACCAGCCACACUUUCAGCGGGACUUCCAAUCUCGCCCCGUAAGCAAUCACCAAUUGCUCUCCCGCUGACUGUUGUCGAACAGCAAUUGCAACAACAAAGAUGUGAUCAACUUAAGGCAAAUGUAACCGCAGCCGCUGAAUCUCUAAGUGCAGCAAUUAAAGGAAAUUUAGGAGGAAAUAGCAUCACCACCACGUCCCAAAUUCUUGCAAUGCGAUUUCAGAUGUUACAGGACCAAUACUUACAGCACCAAGAAUACCAAAUCCUGGCAGAGCUAUCCAAAAAUGAAUGCUUUCAACGGCUUUCGGCUGUCGAGAGAGAGGCGGUUGUUCGCCGCAAAGUUCAAGUUCUUGUCCUACCUGAGUAUUUGACCAGUUUAAACGGUCUGAGCAACUCUCUUUCCGUGUUGAAUCCUGCUGCCGGAAGCCAGUUAUAUACUGCGGUGGCUGAACAGGCUAAGAAGGAUCAGCAGCAUAUGUUUGGAAACAGCAACGAGCAGCAAAGAACAGGAGGUAAUCUACUAGAUGCUAAUAAUUUCAUACUAAAUGCUCAAGUUUUGCAUCAGCAAGCUCAGUCAGUAGUUGUUCCGUUAGCAGCAUCCGUGGAAUGUGUUAUGGAAAGUGGAUCUGCAGGCGACCUAAAUAAACUUGAAGAUCAGCCCAGAAAUGAUUUGGACCUAAUUAAUGAAUACAAUUUGCGAAUGCUUUUGCGUGGUCAACCAACAGUUAACCAACAGCAACAACCUUUGCUGCCAACUUCUGGUAACGAAAAUAUCUCUGGAGGAGAUUAUAUAACUGAAACACAAUUGCUAGCGGCUCAAAACUUGAUGAUUCCAAUGUGGUUACCUCCUAGCAAGCAACAACAACCUGACCCACAAUGGCCUGGACUGACUAACGAGAAAGCAACUCUAUGGGAAGUAGGCAACCUACAUGAAGAGCCCAGUGAGGAUCAACAACUUUUAAUGCUCAGGUCUUCGCAAAGCUGCUUUCCAGACACAGUACAGUCUGUCCCAGCAACAACACCAUCGCAAGUUCAACCAGAAAAUAAUUUUAAACACAGCAGUUCAGCGGAAUUAGAACAGCCCCACACAACUGACAAUCUAAAGGAAUCACACAAUCAACAGUUGGUUCAAUCCUUUGCUUCCGAAUCUGAACAUCAAAAUAAGGAGCGAAAUCUACAUCAGCAACAGAUAAAGCAUUCUAGCAAGCAGGUUUUGAAUGUUAAACAGAAUGUGGCACAGAACUUGCCAAUAAAGCGAAUCAAUGAAGAUGACCGCAAACGAGAGCUGGCAGAAGAAAAGAAGCGGCAGAAGGAGGAGCGCAAGCGCCAGCAACUGGAAGAAGAAAAGCGUCGGGCUAUUCUGGAAUCUGAAGAAAAAGCGCGUCAAAUGCAGGAAGAAAAGGAAAGGCAACAGCAAAUACAAGCACAACGUCGAAAAGCAUUGUUAGGUAACGCUCAAUCAGUUCAAAGUGGUAUAAUAGCUACUUCCGUGUCUCCUCAAAGCAAUAAGAAUGACGCUAUCAAAUCGGCUGAGCCGCAGUCCGCAUCGCGGUUACCAUCUACAUCUGUAGCGCCAUGGUCUCUUCAAUCUCCAAAUUCUAACAACACUGCCCCUGGUCUGGCUGAGAUACAAAAGGCAGAGCGUCGGGAGCGCCGUGCAGACCAGCAGCGACACCAGGAACUACUAGAUAAGCAGUUGCGUGCCAAUGCUGCUGCUGCGGCUGAAGCUAGCGAUGCUUUGCUAAAGUGGCAGGCAGCCCCAGCGGCGUCUCCCGUUAUGAGCCUUGCCGAGAUUCAAGCGGAGGAGGCCAAGCGGUUAGCCAACGAAAUUGUGGAUCAGCAGCGUCGGCGCGAACUUGAGCAACACCAACAUGUCGCACUAUCUUCAGCCCAUGUAGGGACGAGUGGAACUACCAACAUCUGGGGAAGCGCUAAUAAGGCAUGGAAUGGUUCGUCUCUUGUUCCAUCGCUUCCAAUAAGAUCAAACACAGGAACUGGACUGUGGGACGAACCAAGUGGAUCAAGUGCUAAUAAUGGAUCUGGAACAAGCAUUGGCAGUACAGUUACUGCGGCCGCAGUUUUGGUAGCUGGACUAAACUCGGCAAAUAAAGCCAAUCAGCCAGCUCAGAACAAAUCGUCGACUUCGUUUGCAUCGCCUCGAAAUCUACGGAAGAGUCAAACAUUGCCAGCCAUUCAUAACACAGGAAAGACUACAAAAAGUGCAACAGGUCAACAACAGGAGAAACAAAAAUUGAUUCAGGUUCGUGCGUGUUCAAAAGUAGCAAUUGCCUCUACAGAGGAGAAAGAUAAAGAGAGAAAAUCUAAUGCUAAAAGUCAUGUGCCGCAAAGCACGGAUGCGACCAUUAGUAAGGUUAAUGAGUAUGAAGGCGAGUUUACUAGCUGGUGUAUGAAGAGCCUAGAUAAUAUGUCCGCCAAAGUGGAUGUACCAACGUUCGUGGCAUUCUUGCAGGAUUUAGAAGCGCCGUAUGAGGUGAAGGACUAUGUACGAAUAUAUCUAGGUGAAGGAAAAGAGUCGUUGGAUUUCGCAAGACAAUUUCUGGAACGGCGCAGCAAGUACAAAAGCUUGCAACGUGCCCAAAAUGCACACAAUGAUGAUAUGUGCAAACCGGCACCCGCCAUAACACCAUCGACAAAUGACUAUGCUGACAGCAAGAACAAGCAGAAAAAGGUUAAGAAGAAUAAGAUGACUAAAAUGGACGCCCGCAUUCUGGGGUUUUCAGUCACCGCCGCUGAGGGUCGCAUAAAUGUUGGCGUACGUGAUUAUGUCGAAGGACCAUAACCACUCUGGAAAGGACAACGACAACUACUAAUUUUAUAUAAAAUUACAAAUCUUAUAAACUGCAGAAUUAAUUUAAAUGUUAAGUCCCAAAUGAAUAUGCGCUAAACCCUGAUACACCUAAAAAAAAAUAUAUAUAUAUAUAUACACAGAAC